AAUUUGUUUUGCGUUCGUGCCUAAGGGAAAUUUUUUUGGUUAUUUAAAAUACCACAGAGUGGAUCUUCCGAAAUAUGGAAAAGUCCAUGUUGGGUGGAGGUAAGAUUUAAGUAAAUUUAUUUAUUUCGAUGCAUUCGAAAUUAUGCUAAUUUGACAUUAUGAGCUAGCUACGUUACAUUCCGAGGGAUCCUUGAACGCCAACGCUUAAACAUACAAACCGCAUCUGUCAGUUUUUGCUGUCAUUAUGUUCACAGUGUCGAACCAUAAUACUUAACUUCAGUAUGAUAAUCAUCUCAGCUGAGUUGACGCUCGUCGUUGUGUGACACGAUGGCCUGAGAAGCUCCAAGUGCGUCUAAAGGUGUUGAUUUGAAAUCAGUAUAGGUAAGGGAACAUGGGCUGUUGUGUCUCCAAAGGGAGGCCUGUCCGAAGUUCUUCAGAGGACGAUCUCGAAGCGGGACAACAAAAUCUGACUCUAAGUGAUAAAGAAGCAAGUCAGACAUCCUUGCAGCCAGCAGUUGAUGUGUCACACCCAGCCCAUGAACUGAAAGCAUCCAGUGAAGAGUUUCAUCUUUCUUUGCCGCAAUAUGAAACACCCGAACAGGAACUGCAUAAGAAAGCUGUCCCUGGAUCAAGUAGUUCCUUAGAUGAGCUAUGUGGGAGAACCAAAAUUAAAGCAGACAAAGAAGAGCGGUUCUCAAAGAUUAGCAAAAAGUUAUUUGGUAAGAAAGAAAAAGAAACUUCCAAACAGGAUGAUCAAGUUUCCAAAUCAGCUGAAAAUGUGCCUAAUGGCAAGAAGGACCUAGUGGAAGAAACCGAUGUGGAUAUCGAAAUUUGUCCAAUUGACCAUAUUCCAGACACUGAAGAACAAGAUAUUGAUAUUUACCCCCUUGAUGAUAAUGAUGGGAAACCUGAUACUGUCAGUGGAACCGAUAAUCAUCUUGUUAAUGGUUUAAGUGACCAACAUGCUUCCACAGAUCUAGAAUUUCAAAGCGAUGUUGAUAGAAAAAAAAUUGUGAAUGCUGCAGCAACUCAGAGAAUAGUUAAUGAUGUGGAUGCUGAAGUUGAAAAAUCAGCAGAAAAACUGCUCUUCUUGGACAAUGUUUACCAUCAGGUUUUGUCAGGAAACAUGAGUGUGACAGUUCCUAAUUCAGCCAAGAUAGUAAGAAUAUUCACCAGUUCCACUUUUACAGAUGCAAGAGUCGAGCAGAAUGCUCUGAUGAGCCGAGUUUAUCCCAAACUGAGAGACUUCUGUCAUGAGAAAGGUUAUGAGUUUCAGGUGGUGGACAUGCGCUGGGGUAUUCACGAUCCAUGCACUGAUGACCACAUGUUUAGUGAGGUUUCAUUAGAAGAGCUCAGUCUUUGCCAGGAGCUUUCAACUGGUCCCAACUUUGUGACAUUUUUGAGUCAUAAGUACGGUUAUCGUCCUUUCCCUCGCACUAUUCUUGCCUCUGAGUUUGACUCCUUGUUCGCUGCCGUUGAAGAUGAAGAUGAAAAGCAACUCUUACAAGUUUGGUUCAAGCGUGAUGACAACGCCAUCCCACCGGAGUAUAUCCUUCAACCAAUCAGCAGCCAGUUUACAGACUUCUUCGAUCCUCCCAGUGUCGAAGCCAGGCAACAAGCGCUAAAGGAAUGGUGGGAAGUUUUCCUCAACCUGCAAAAUGCCCUGCGGAAGGCAGCUACAAAGACGCUGCCUGAAAAUGCAGUGCAUAAGUACUUACAUUCUGACUCAGAAGAGGAGAUAAAGAAGGGAAUUUUAGAAAGGAAUUCCUCAAGCUCACAGGCGUUUUGGUUCAGACGCAACAUAACAGGUAUAGAAGGGAACCUCAACAAUCCCCGUGCAGCAAAGUAUGUGGACGUUGAAGAACUUCCACUGAAAGUGCGUGGUAAAGGAGCUGCAAAAGGGUUGGACAAGUCCGCAAAGGCUAAUCUUAAGUCACUGAAAGAAAAUCAAAUCCCCAAAGAACUUGCUGAUAGUAAUAUCGCUUCGUACAACAUUAAUUGGGGUGAGAAAGGUGUUGAUACUCACUCGAAUAAAGAACACGCUCAAUAUAUUGAAAACCUGUGUCAAUACUACAAUGAAAAGAUGAAGAAAAACAUUGAGGAAGCUGUCAAAGAGAAGAGAAAUACUAAAUGGGACAAUGAGGUGUUUGAAGAAGCUGCUCAGCAUGUAAUAAACUGUAAAAAUCUUUCCUCCUCCUCCACUUGUAUUCCCAGUAAAGCGCUUGAUGCCAUCAAGGACUACAUUACAGGGCAAAGCAAUUCUCCGCUUGUUAUUCAUGGAAAGCAAGGCUGUGGUAAGACAUCGUUGAUUGCAAUGGCGGCUAAUUCAUGUCAGACAUGGUAUGGAGGUGAAGUAGCAACUGUUGUACGUUUCCUUGGCACUACGCACCACUCUUCGAAAGUGCACUCACUUUUACGAAGCAUUUGCCGCCAACUUUGUCUUGUUUAUAAAGCAGAUUCCAAGAAAGUGCCACAGGACUAUCAAAAUCUAGAAAAAGAAUUCCAUGUCCUGCUUCGAAGAGCCUCUCCAUCUCAACCGUUGGUGGUGUUGUUGGAUUCAUUGGAUCAACUAUGGAGUUAUAAUAUCAAGCGAGAGUUGUCAUGGCUGCCAAAUAAGCUGCCUCCUCACGUAAAGAUUGUCCUCACUUGUUUGACUGGAGACCAGGCCUUUUCCUGCCUUAAGGGAAAUGUUGCUGAUGAGAGCCAUUUUGUUGAGAUUCAAGAGUUGACUGAUAUCGAAACAGUGAACAUCAUGAAACUAUGUUUACAAAACAGCAACAGGAAGCUGACUGAACCACAAGAAAGCCUCUUGCUGAAGCAGGUCUCAAACUGUCGAUCUCAGCUUUACUUAAAGCUCGCCCUAGAACAGGCUCUCACGUGGAAAUCAUAUACCGCUUUGGAAGAGGCAAGUCUCGGUGCUUCAGUUCGAGAGAUGAUCAUCUCCCUGUUCGAACAUCUGGAAGUUAAACACGGAAAGGAGGUGUUCCAACACAGUCUUGCGUACAUAACCGCCUCCAGGAGAGGAAUAAGCGAAGCAGACUUGGAAGAUGUUUUGUCUUGUGAUGAAGUUGUGUUAGAUAAACUAUUUUCAAGUUGGGCUCCACCAAUUCGACGUCUUCCUUUGUCUCUUUGGUUACUAAUUAAAGCUGACGUAGGCUGCUUCCUUGCUGCACACGUUGAAAAUGGAGUCCGUUUGAUCACUUGGGCACAUCAGGAGUUUCAUGACAUUGCCAUGGAGAAAUUCUUGUUCUCCGAUGAUAAGGACCUUCAACGCUUUCAUUCGGAGCUAGCUGAUUAUUUUAUCGGUCGAUGGACUCAAGGUGCAAAGAAAGGAGACGGGAAGGGGAACGUGAAAGAACGCCAUCUUCCUCGUCAGCCACUUCAGUUUGCCGAUAAUGUGUUCAACUACAGAAAGAUGAAGGAACUCCCUUUUCACUUGCUGAAAUCUGACGAUUUUGAGAGGCUCAAACAGAGCGCCCUCUGUAACUUUGAAUUUCUUUCAGUUAAACUGAAAGCUACCUCAGUCCAUGACGUUAUUGACGACUUUAUUGAGGCUCUGGCUGUCAGACCAGACGACCCAGAUUUAAAGCUUGUUUUUGAGACAUUGCAACUUUCUAUGGAAGCCUUAAACGUAUCUACAGACCAGUUGUCGUCACAGCUCAUCGGACGUUUAUCCUCCUCUCGUUCCCCAUCUCCCUUCAUUUCUCGACUUUUGCGUCAAGCUCAUCACCCUUCCAAUCCAGCUCUAAUUCCCAACGUCCGUUGUCUUGCACGACCAGGUGGAAGACUGGUACACUCACUGCCAAGUCUUCAUGGAUCUCUCGUCCUCAGCCAAAAUGGCGACAAAGCCAUGAAUGGAUCUGAUGACCAGCUUAUUACCCUGUGGAACGUGAAAAGUGGCGAGGUUGAAAAAACUUUAGAUACAUCCAGACCAAUUCGCUAUUUGGAGUUCUGCCUUGAUGAACAGUUUGUAAUCGCAUCUUGUCAAGGAUCACUGCAAUUUUGGAAUCUUGACAAAGCACAAAUGGUUUGGGAAAUCCCUAGCACAGAAACGCCUGCUCCGAUAGCAGUUGCUGGAAUCCGCGACACUUUGGUGGCGAUUCUAGAUAAGGUUAUCAAGUUUGUGAACCUGACCGAUGGAACACUCACGAGGGAUUUUGUGGAUAAGAAGUUCCUCCAUGACAGAAUUGCUGGCCUUGGGAAUAGCGUUGCCUUUGCAAGCUCCACAGCGGCCUACGUUAGAGUCUACGAUCUCAAUACGAAGGACAUUCGUUUGUCUAUUAAGGUGUCUGGGGAAGACUCAGUGGAUGUUGUGAAGAAAUUGAUUCUUACUCCAUUCCACGGGGGUCAGCUCAUUGUGUCUCUAGAAAAGUCCAGUAGUGUGCGAGUGUUUGAGUUGAACACUGGAAAGUGUCUUCACAUCCUAGGACCGGAUAUUCUGUACCCUGCUGUAACUAAGAAUGGGCGCCAUAUGUUGUGCACCAACAAUUUCAAUGACAUUGCAAUCUGGAACUUGGAAACAGCUAUUAAGGAAAAGCAGGUGCUAAAGCAUCCCCCAACGACUGCCAUUGUGAGAGUUUCCUGUGUUGAUUUGAAGACGGUAGUAACAGUCUCCGAUGACCUAAUGGCACGUGUAUGGGAUUUGGAAACCCAAGAAGGUUCUGAAGUCUGCUUUGAGGACAACAAAGAAACGAACAGCAUCCAGCAGCUAAUACCAAUUAAAAGCAGUGUUCAAAAGCAAGUUAUCACCAAGUCAAAGACUCCUGGUCCCAUCUGUGUAUGGAAUUUGAGUUCAUGUCAGAUAAUUCGAACCUUGAAUAACACCAAUGCAGAUGAAAUUUUAGUUGUCGAUGACACUCGUGCUGUCAUUCGUUGUGGAACUAAACUUGCUAUAAUCGACCUUCAGGAAGGAAAACUGAUCAAGCACAUGCGAUCUGACUUUCCCCCCAAAACGGAUAAAGUCCACCGUCACGCAAGCUCCUUGUACAAGCGUCGAGAUUUAGCUCUGCGGCUGGCCGAAAGUCCAAGAGUGCCUGCUCUGUCAACGACUCUGAAAUUCAGCGAUUGUGCUUUGGUUGGCACAACACACGUACUCAUCCUCUCCAAAGAUCGCUUGUAUCUUAAGUUGGCUUCCAUUGACACAGGAGAACUUGUAGCGAAGCUUAAAAGCGGUCUGAACGCUAUCAUCGAAACAGUGAUGGUCAGCGGCAACGGCUUGGUUGCAGUGUGUUCAUGUGAGAAUGCUCCACUUAUAGUCUGGGACCUGAGAGACAAAGCCAAGCGGUACACGUUACAAAUCAGUGGUCACUACCCAGGUUUGACAACUGCUGACAUAAGCUACAAUGGCCAUUACCUAGUUGACGUUACCAGGUUAGAGAAGACACGAAAAUCUGUGGUUACGUGGGAUCUGGAGACGGGCAAGGUCAAACACAUCAUUGGUCAUGGGAUGAAUGUCUGGAAUGUGGUAGUGUCCUCCCUGAGCAUGCGUAUGGUUGUGGCGGGAAGACUUGGCGCCAACGAGACCUUGCGGGUGUAUGACUUGGUCACCGGUGAAUUUUACCACCAACUGAAUGGUCACAUAGAACCUGUCAAAGGUGUUUGCCUGUCUAGAGAUGGAAAACGGGCCUUGACCUACGUUCCUCUUGGCGUUCGUGAUCGCACUGUUCGCAUAUGGAACCUAAUGUCUGGUACUCUUCUUGCCUGCUUUACUCCAGACCUUCCCGUUUCCAGCUGCAUCUUGACGGAUGAUGGAGAUCAAGUUGCCAUGGUAAUCAACAAGUCCCGUCCAAUCGUAUCAUUGGCCUUGUCACAUGAGGUUGGUUCACGUGAGCUGUCUGUUGAUGUAUCAAAUCCUUACUUCAGCCACCCCACCCUGCAUGGAGCCGUGUUUGAUAUGAAUGAGGAGCUCAAAUGGGAUAAUGAUGAUGAUGAUAACAGUGACAACGAAACAGAAGUUGAUGUAUGAAUCUGUUCGUUGUCCAACGAUAAAAUGCAAGCGAAUGUGUGGUUAUAAUUACUCGUUAUGACUAGGUGCUUAAAUUUUAAACCAGUAGUUUUUUUUUAAUCGCAAAGAUGUUAAUUGGGCUAUUUGAGAAGCUAGAGAUUAUCGAAGUCUAGUUAUUUCUUUACUUCAUUCAUGGAUUAACCUUUUUAAUUCCACAGUGAACCUUGUUUAAAAAGAUUUUAUUCCAAUCGUUUUAUUAAUCGAUUUCCUUGAAAAUUGUUUUGUACGUUUUAGCAGACUGGCCAAUAGAAUUUUUUUUCAAGGGAUUAAGACUAGGCGAUUGCCAUUUGCGAUGAUAAGUGGAGCACAUGGCCAUUUUGGUUGCAUAAUCCAAACGCAGUAAAAAGACAGAGAGAUUUUUAUCAUAGGAAUAUAUGUAAAUAUUAUAAUUUACACACAAUCAAGAACGUUUUUUCUCUUUUAAAGUAUUGUCUCAUGAAAGGUUCUCGACCUUUUUUAGGAAAACUAAUGGAAUGUAUGGAGUUUGUGAAGUUAGGAUUUUAUAAUUUGCUUUUACAAAAUGCGACAAAAAAGAUGGUCUGCUUAGUUUUGAGGUUACGUCUGUUUCUAUUCCUUUUUUACAGAAAUUUUUGUAACGCACUCCGAAUACCUUUUACAGCUUCUGUAGUAGCAUUUAAUCUCAUUGUUCCUCAAUUGAUAUUAUUUAUGAUAGAGCUAAAUUUUAUACUUUAAGUAGAAGAAAGUAUCUGGAUCGUUUAAGUCUUUUAAUUUAACUUUUACUGAGAGAACAUUUUAAAAUUGACUUAAAUUGAGUUUUGCGAAACUGUACUUUUAAGAGCAAGAGGAAUGUUUCCCUUAAUAGAACACAUGAUUUGGUGAUU
Stylophora pistillata is the source of this 6846-nucleotide messenger RNA. RefSeq names its product NACHT and WD repeat domain-containing protein 2. The record is from RefSeq and is a predicted model, not a curated record. Gene Ontology annotation, molecular function: protein binding. Lineage: Eukaryota; Metazoa; Cnidaria; Anthozoa; Scleractinia; Pocilloporidae.